ACAGAAAUACCACAUAACCGGCCGACAUGUCAAUUGAUAAGGAUAACAAAAAAAUAUUGAUAGAGCCAACAACGCGACAAGGAACAAAUAUGAUAAACUAUUAGCAUUACAAACACGAUCCGUAUUUGUCAUCAGUCGAGUUGUAUUGCUUUGUUUGUUUCAGUCCGCGCCCAGGCGGCGUCGCCAGCCAGUCGGGACUCCGCUCGGCGCGCAAUAAGUCAGGUUUUUAUUCACCGCAGCCGACGACCUUAGCCUAACGGUACGCCGAGAACAAACAAACACUUGACGGGAGAAAGCGGUGAGCAUUUCUAGCGCGGUGAAAGCAUUCAGCGUCAGUAGACAGCCUGUUGUGCGGACGCGCACACGAUCCUCCAAAUAACCUCAAAAUGUCGCUGAUCAUAGCGUCCGUGGCGGUGGCCGCCGCGGCCCUGCACUGGUACCUCAACAGGCACAAGCCCAUCAAGCACAUUCUCAAAGAGCUGAAGCACGACCUCGACACCCAGGGCGCCGGCCUCGGCGGACUCAUCGACGACUGGUGGAACAAAGGGAGAAACAACAUACAGCUGCCCGAUGCAACGAGGAGGAUAGCAAUAGUGACUGGGGGAGCGAGAGGCAUCGGCACAGAAGUCGUGCGCGGCCUGCUCAAGGCGAAUAUGACCGUUGUUAUCGGGAUCAGAAGGCCCAAAUUGGCAGAGCAGAUGGCUAAGAACUUCGAGAAUGGGGGCAAUUUGCAAGCAGUCGAAUUGGAUCUGCAGUCACUGAAGUCUGUGAAGUCAUUCGCUGAAAAUAUCCUGAAGAAAUACCCAGUGAUUCAUUUGUUAGUAAACAAUGCGGGAAUUAUGUUUGGUGAUUAUAAACUGACGGAAGAUGGGUUUGAAUCACAGUUAGCUGUAAAUCACCUUGGACACUUCUACUUGACGCACCUUCUGUUGCCAGCUUUGAAGAGGGGUGGAUCUAUUGGCGAGUUCUCCAGGGUAGUGAAUGUGACGUCAUGCGCCCACCACCCAGGGACCAUUUACUUUGACGACAUAAAUAUGAAGAAGUACUAUGAUUCUGCUUCAGCAUAUUUUCAAUCUAAAUUAGCUCAGUUAAUGAGCGCCAGAUACAUUAACAAACUAAUGGAAGAAGAGAACAGUCCUGUGAGGUGUUACUCAGUUCACCCGGGCAUAGUGAAGACAGAUCUAUUUAAUGGAACCAUGUUCCAGCGGCUCUUCCCCUGGGCUAUGGACAUGUUCUUCAAGACCCCAGAAAAAGGGGCAGUCUCUAUUCUCUAUGGCUGUUUUGAAAAGAGUUUGGACAAGCAAGGAGGCCUCUACAUCAGCAACUGCCGAGAAGGAAUUAGCAACAGUUUUUCCAAAAAGGUUGACAAUCAAAGAAGACUACAUGAGUUGUCAUGCAAGUUAAUAGGAGUUGAUGUUGCAAAGUAUGGAAAAGACUUGAGUUAAUCAUAAUGUUGUUUGUGACUUAUUUGUGUUACCAUAAUUAACAAUUAAUUAAUAUCUGUAUUAGAAAUUGCAUUUAAUAAUAAACCAUAUCAAUUUAUGCACUUAAUUAAUGAUUUAAUGAUAAACCAAUGACAUUAGUGAACUUAUUUACUGUAAAACAUUCAUUAUUUAAUAAGACUAACUUAAUAAAUAUUAUAUUCUUAUUUAAAU
Plutella xylostella (diamondback moth) is the source of this 1655-nucleotide messenger RNA. RefSeq names its product retinol dehydrogenase 11. NCBI's taxonomy places the organism in Eukaryota, Metazoa, Arthropoda, Insecta, Lepidoptera, Plutellidae. The record is from RefSeq and is a predicted model, not a curated record.